Penicillium concentricum is the source of this 336-nucleotide messenger RNA. RefSeq lists its product as uncharacterized. The transcript is spliced from 2 exons. Bases 1 to 336 code for a protein of 111 amino acids. NCBI's taxonomy places the organism in Eukaryota, Fungi, Ascomycota, Eurotiomycetes, Eurotiales, Aspergillaceae. Gene Ontology annotation, biological process: nucleoside metabolic process. The record is from RefSeq and is a predicted model, not a curated record. Gene Ontology annotation, molecular function: catalytic activity.
AUGGCAGCUAGCGCCUCUCGAUCUUAUAAUGAUUACACGGUCGGGUGGGUAUGCGCUUUACCUCUAGAGAUGGCAGCCGCAAAGCUUAUGCUAGAUGCAAUACACCCAAGCCUACCUCGCCCGCCAACCGAUCAAAAUACGUAUAUUCUGGGAAAUAUUAGGGAUCACAACAUUGUUAUUACCUGCUUACUAAGUGGCUUGCUCUCGAGUUUCUAUUCUAUCCGGUUCGGUCUAAUGGUCGGUAUCGGUGGUGGUGUACCAAGCAGUAGCGCAGACAUUCGACUAGGCGAUAUUAUAGUGAGCCAGCUAGCGGACUUAUCUAGAGGCGUGAUCUAA